AUGCAUUCUUAUUUCCUACUAUCUACAGUAGUUUUAACUUUAUCGCUUAUAUUUCUUGACGGAAUUAAUGUAGUGAAUGGAGAAGGUGUUAUUUUCGACGUUAGGACAUUUUUCUUAGAAUGUUGGUUAAACUUGUGUUUACGUUUAAAAGGAACAUUCGAUUUCUUCCUUGGAGAUUUGAAACCAAAAUACGGGGGACGACAAAAACCAUGA
Schistosoma mattheei is the source of this 213-nucleotide messenger RNA. NCBI's taxonomy places the organism in Eukaryota, Metazoa, Platyhelminthes, Trematoda, Strigeidida, Schistosomatidae. The record is from the annotation of a GenBank genome assembly.